AUCUCAGAUACGUUGGUAACUCAAAAUUUCAUUUGGAGAAGAUAAUGUUAUUACGAAUAAAAUGGUUCUGAAAAUCGACGACUACGGAUUUUCUGUCCAACUAUGAACAUGUGGAUUUUCGUUUUUGUAAUUUUCGCCUGCUAAGUACUUGUGUCUUGACAAAUAUUAUUGAAUUGAAUGUUAAUAAUUAAAUAGACGUUAAAAUACAUUUUCAAAAUUAUCAACUAUCCCUGAUAAGUGUUGAAACGGAUUAUUAAAUCAAUUAACCGGCUUGGCAAUUGAGAAUUAUAAUAAAACCUUUGAAUUAUAAUAAUAUCAAUGCUUUUUAUGGAAAUUGAUUUGAUCAAAUUUGAUAUGAAUAUUGCUUGUUGAUAAAAUAUUAACACACAGUAAAAAUUAUUAAUUAUGAGGACUCCUUCGGAAUUUCAGCCAAAUCUUUUUUUGAAAAAGGAUUUAGUCAAAGACGCUAUUCAAUUAACAAUUAGAGUUAAAAGAAUGAAGCAACAUUUUAUUUGGGGGACUAUUAAUGCUUUAAUAUUGUCCAUGCUUGCUUAUGAUUUAUUGGUCUUGCCAUAUUCCUGGUAUACUCCGUGGUGGCGAUUUGUUGAGUCAGUGUCAUCAAUAGUAGUAAUAUUUAGUCUUUUGUAUCAUUCAUUAUCCCUUACAAAGUUAUGGAUGACUACUAAUGCCUUGCAUUUAUCACCAGAACAAUUUCAAACUAUUGGAUUAUCAAACUCUUACAUAAAAUUAAAAUCACCAGAUUCUUCAUCAAGUAUUGUAACACCCCCUGCCACCACUAGUACUCCGAUUAACUGGACAUCAAACAAAUGGAAAAAUCCACAAUUUCGAAUUUCACCUGACAGUUUUGGACAAGAAAAACCAAAUAAAAGUUCAAAUAAGUACAUAAUUAAUACUAAUGAUGAAAAUAUAGAAGAUAUAUCUGCCUUAGAACAAUAUUUAAAGGAUUAUGAAAAUAGAAAUAGCUUUUCUCUUUCUGAACGUGAUUCUGAACAAAGAAGUAUGUCACUUUGGGAGCGUUCAGGUGGUUCAAAUAUAUCCAUUUCAUCAAUGCUACAAAAUUCCAUAUACCAAGUUGCUUCUUCGCCUGAACAGUCAAAAUCUGAAUUAAAUGAAAGUACUUCAACUGUAGCAAUGGCUUCGGAAGUAUGGCGUAAAUUUAAAGUUGAUAAUAAUAAAGUUGAAAGAUGGUCUGUUAAUUUAAGAACAUGGAUUUCAAAAACAAUUGUUUCUCGAUUAGUAAAGGAAAUAGAAAAUGUUGAUCGUGCUUUAUACAAUCAAGGAUUUGUAGAUGUUUCAAUAGGCAGUGUUGGUUUGGAAAGACUUAAAAAAACUGCACAUACAGUUCAAGUUGCUCAAACUAUACCAAGUUUAUUGCACAUUAUUCCAUAUUUUGAAAUAUCUGCAAAUCAAGAAUAUUUAGUACAACGUAUUAGAGAAUUAGCUAAAGGUCCUUGUUUAACGGAGUAUCGAUGGAAUUCUGGUGGCACAUUUAAGGGGAAAGAAUGGAAUAACGAAUUACCAUCUGAUGCAGUGUUGGUGAUGCAUUUAUUGGCAACAUACUUAGAUUCUCAAUUAUCUCCAUUAACACGUUUAAAAGGAAAAAACCCAUUUUCUAUUCAACAUUUUGUUAAAUAUCCAGAAAAAGUCAAAUCUGUUGAUAAGCAAGUUAUUAUUUAUCAACAAUCAAAUAUUCCACCUCAUUAUAGUUUAAAAAUCAAUAAAGAAACUCACAAUUUUCCAAAGGGUCGAAAUAAUUUUUUCUACACAAUUUUAUUGUUCCUACAUUAUAUAAAAACGACUGAAAAUGGAUUGUUGGAAAGUGUCAAUCUAGGAAAAUCUGGUGUAAAUAUGCUCUGGAUUUUAGAAUAAAUUCAAGUGUAUUGUUAAGUUAUUAUUUAAUGCUUGUAAUAUACCUACAUUUUUUAAA
Sipha flava (yellow sugarcane aphid) is the source of this 1948-nucleotide messenger RNA. Its product is annotated as transmembrane protein 209. The coding region runs from base 406 to 1890 and encodes 494 amino acids. The transcript is spliced from 11 exons. Lineage: Eukaryota; Metazoa; Arthropoda; Insecta; Hemiptera; Aphididae. Gene Ontology annotation, cellular component: membrane. The record is from RefSeq and is a predicted model, not a curated record.